UCUCGCGGUGCCGUGUGUGGGGCUUCGGCUUCGGUUCGGGAGUCGCCUGGCGACUCCUUCCUUACCGUUAGCCGACACCCACUAAAACCCCGCCUCCCUUGGUCCAAUCGUCUGGGAGAUGCUCCUCGUUUUGUAUCGUCUUUGUCCACGUCUUCCUGACCAGGGAAGGUUUGAUUGCUUUUGGCCCGUAUCUGGCAGUGUUCGUCAUCACGCAAUCGAUGAGCAGUCGUGUGUUUAUGGCGCGUAGCCACCUGUUUUGGAUUUCGCGUCUGGAGGCCUCAUCCUUCUCCUGGAUUACUCAGCCGCGACAGGCUUGCGUUGCCUAGGGUAACUGCUCCACACGCCAUUAUCUUUCCGAUGUUCAGCUCGAGAUGCAGCCCCGUUUUCUUCUUCCAUAUCACGUUCGCAAGAUCCCAUAUCUGGCUCUGGCCGGCGGCCUCGCAUCUGAGCAGGAUGUGUUCCAUGUUCUCGAUCACCUCCUCUCCGCAGUGCUUGCAGUACGCCUUCUCUUCGUGGCCUGGUAUCUUACGCCAGUGGUCUCCAACUUUAUAGCCGUCAUGUAUUAGCAUCCACAGGAAAUAUCUGACGCUUCGGGAGAAGUCUUGGUGUCUCGUUGAUAACCAUAUUUGUGCAGUGGUUGCUGCGCCUCUUGGCUCUGGUUCCAGGAGUACCGUUGCUUCUUUUGCCAGUUCAAUAUUACGGGUGGUUGCUUUCCGGUCUAGAGCAUCCUGGUAUCGGUCCUCUCUCAUUUUGGAUAUCCUGAUGAUCUUAUAUGCCAGCGAUUGCGUCAUUGCCUUCAGCUUUGCUCCUGGAAGGACAAGGGACUCAUUGAUUCGUGUAUCGAUGAUAUCCGGAGCAUUCUUCCGGCGGCCUUCGUCUGCUAGACGGUCUGCUUGCUCGUUACCAUGCGUCCCAGCAUGUCCUUUAACCCAGUUUUGCUAGGUCUCCGUUUGCGGUGAGGAAGAAUCCUUGGUCUUCCCAUUUCCGAAUGCUUUGGCGGGAGCCCGGGCGGGCACAGGUCAAUCGUUUCCUUCACUGCGAGCAUCUCUGCUACCUGGUUGGAUGGGCCGAACUCGUUGGGGAUCUUAAUCGCCCUAUUCAUGUUAUCGUUAUCAUUGAAGUAUAUUCCCGCACCGGCUUCAGCUCCUUCGCGGCCAUUGUUCGUUGCAGAGCCGUCUGUAUUUGGCGCUGCGGCAUCCAUGUUCCUCUCGUUGUCCGUAAAGACUCUGAAGAUAUCGCCCACCGAGCCUGUCGUUGUUAUGCGUUGGUCUAUAUCUCGCGUCUCAAUGCCAUUUACGUUGAUCACUUCGGGCGUCAUCCUGUGUUCAUAGUCUUCGGGUUGGGUUUUUCUAGGGUCCCAUUUGGGGUCUAGGGUGUCCAGCAUCUCACCGGCCUUCCUGUAGCAUACAUGUGGGCUGGUACAUCCGGUGGAUUCUCUGACUUCGGUACACGCAUUGCACCUGCAUCGCUUCGAGGCGACAUGACGGUUAGUCCGCAUCUUCCGUUCGAGCUGGACUGCAUCUUUGACAGUCUUCAUUUUAUGUUUCUCCUUGAGGCACUUGAUAGUAUCUUUCUUGUAUUUCCACAUUCCAUGUUCUGCGUUCGAUUUUGUGUGGUGCCAGAUUAUCAUCUGGCCCUGUAUCUCUCGCGACACGGCUAUUGCG
Messenger RNA from Mycena citricolor, 1664 nucleotides. NCBI's taxonomy places the organism in Eukaryota, Fungi, Basidiomycota, Agaricomycetes, Agaricales, Mycenaceae. The record is from the annotation of a GenBank genome assembly.